This is a messenger RNA of Arabis nemorensis, 1122 nucleotides long. The record is from the annotation of a GenBank genome assembly. Lineage: Eukaryota; Viridiplantae; Streptophyta; Magnoliopsida; Brassicales; Brassicaceae.
AUGUUGACGAAGCUCGUGAGCUUCUUUUUACUCACUCUUUUAGUCACUAGUGUCUAUUCAGAACCUCAGUGUCGGAACUUCAAGUCGAUCAUCAGUUUCGGUGAUUCCAUUGCCGACACUGGAAACUUGGUCGCUCUCUCUGAUCCUAACAAUCUUCCUCACGUUGUGUUUCCUCCGUACGGAGAGACUUUCUUCCAACAUCCCACCAGUCGUUUCUCAAAUGGUCGCCUAGUAAUCGAUUUCAUCGCUGAAUUCUUGGGUUUACCGCUUGUUCCUCCUUUUUAUGGAUCUCAAAGUGCAAACUUUGUAAAGGGAGUUAAUUUCGCGGUCGGGGGAGCAACAGCACUGGAACAAUCCUUUCUUGAAGACAGAGGAAUUUAUUUUCCUUACACCAGUGUCAGUUUAGAUGUUCAACUUAAGAGCUUCAAAGAGAGUUUGCCUAAGUUAUAUGGCUCUUCUUCAGACUGCAGAGAUAUGAUUGAAAAUGCUUUGAUUCUCAUGGGAGAAAUUGGAGGCAACGACUAUAAUUACGCAUUCUUUGUUGGCAAAAGCGUUGAAGAGAUCAAAGAGCUAGUUCCACUGGAGUUGAUCGGUAUGGGAGGUAGAACAUUUCUGGUGCCCGGAGAGUUCCCACUUGGAUGCUCAGUAGCCUAUUUGACAUUAUAUAAAACAUCAAACAUGGAAGAAUACGAUCCUCUAACAGGAUGUUUGACAUGGCUGAACAAGUUUGGAGAAUACCACAGUGAGCAGCUUCAAGCAGAGCUCAAAAGACUCCAUAAGCUUUACCCUCAUGUCAACAUCAUAUACGGUGACUACUACAACGCGAUGUUACGGAUUUUCCAAGAACCAACCAAGUUCGGGUUUAUCAACAGACCGUUGCCUGCUUGUUGCGGCGUAGGAGGAACGUACAACUACACGGUCGGUAUGCGAUGUGGCAUUGAAGUAGUGGAGUGUUGUAGUGAUCCUUCAAAGUAUGUGAAUUGGGAUAAUGUUCAUUUGACAGAGGCUGCAUACAGAUUGUUAGCUGAUGGAUUACUAAAUGGACCUUAUGCGAUUCCUCCUUUCGAUUGGUCUUGCCUCAGCUCUGAAAUUAAGAACAAGGAGUCAUUAGACAGAGAGUAG